Lotus japonicus is the source of this 1726-nucleotide messenger RNA. Its product is annotated as 2-oxoglutarate and iron-dependent oxygenase domain-containing protein CP2-like. The record is from RefSeq and is a predicted model, not a curated record. Gene Ontology annotation, molecular function: oxidoreductase activity, acting on paired donors, with incorporation or reduction of molecular oxygen; iron ion binding; L-ascorbic acid binding. The transcript is spliced from 9 exons. Lineage: Eukaryota; Viridiplantae; Streptophyta; Magnoliopsida; Fabales; Fabaceae. The coding region runs from base 18 to 1247 and encodes 409 amino acids.
UUCACAUAAAACAAAACAUGUUCUGUUGGGAACAACGAAACCAGAGAGAGAGGCAUGAAUUGAAGGAGAGUGAGACUCGUGAACCCUACGACGCCACCCUCAACACAACCACCAUGUCUCAGAAUGGUUCCUUCGACCACCGCCCUCGUGCGGCGUCCAACGGAGAAGCAGCGGCGGCGGUGGCUGGUGGUUCCAACACGCUCCGUGCGAGCCCCAAACGAGACCACAAGCCAGACAACUACGAAGACCUUCAAUUGGACUUCAACCCUCUCGUCUUGAGCUCCCUCGAGCGUUAUCUUCCUCUUCACAUGCUCAACAUGUCACGAGACAGCAAGGCUCAGUACAUGAGGAACAUCCUCCUCCGAUAUUUACCUGACACUGAACGCGUUCGGAUUCAAAAGCACAAGGAAUACAGGCAAAAUAUCAUAUUGAAUUAUCCACCGCUACAUAAGGAGAUAUAUACUAUGCAUUCUGAAAACUUUUUUGUGCCCUCAUUUCUUCAAGCAAUUAAAGAAAAUACAAAAGCUGGUUUUAGAAGUGUAAUGGCUGAGCCCUCCAGAGGGAUUUAUACGUUUGCAAUGCUUCAACCACAGUUUUGUGAAAUGUUGGUAUCGGAGGUGGAUCAUUUUGAAAGAUGGGUCCAUGAGACCAAAUUCAGAAUCAUGCGGCCAAAUACAAUGAAUCAAUAUGGCGCUGUUCUUGAUGAUUUCGGCAUGGAAACCAUGCUUGAGAGAUUAAUGAAUGAAUUCAUACGUCCUAUAUCUCAAGUUUUCUUUACUGAAGUUGGUGGAUCCACACUGGACUCUCAUCAUGGUUUUGUUGUUGAAUAUGGAACCAAUAGGGAUGUAGAACUUGGUUUCCAUGUGGAUGACUCAGAAGUCACCUUAAAUAUUUGCUUGGGGAAUCGAUUUUCUGGUGGAGAACUGUUCUUCCGAGGUGUUCGAUGUGAUGAACAUGUAAAUACAGAGGCCCAAUUAGAGGAGAUCUUCGAUUAUUCCCAUAGGCCAGGACAUGCAAUCCUUCAUUGUGGUCGUCACCGGCACGGUGCUAGACCUACAGUUUCUGGGGAACGGAUCAAUUUAAUUCUCUGGUGUAGAAGUUCGGCUUUUAGAGAGAUGAAGAAAUAUAUGAAAGAUUUUUCUAGCUGGUGUGGAGAAUGCAGGCGGAAGAAGAAGGAGAAAGAGCGUGUAGCAGUUGCUGCCACCAAAGAGGAAUUACUGAAGAGGGAACUUAAGUCAGCCUCGUGAAGUUGCACGCGCAAACCGUGUUUGUACAGUUCAUUCAUGACAAUGUCAACUCUUUUCUUUUCUCUCUUGUCUUUCCUGUUUCUGGAUUCAGGAUUGCUUUUAGUGAAAUGAAAAUGUGAAGGAGAAGAAUUAUAGUGUAGGAUUUGAAUGUUCUGAAUUUCUAAUGAUAACUUAUUGAAUAGGAAGGAACUAGAGACUAGAGUAAUCACCUUUUGAUUGUCUGUAGUUAAGUUAAAAGCUAUUUUAUCCUCUUCUCAUGUAUUUUUAGAGGCUUGUUUUAAACUGAAUUUCGAUAAAGGUUUUUUGUUGAGAAGAGUGGUAUUGCAUGCAGAACAAACUGUCCAACUUGUGGAGAAUAGGUUGAAGACUCUUCUCACUUGUUUUUUACAUGUACUUUGAUGUUUGGAGUUUGGAAUCUUGUUUUACAAGGGUUAGACUUCUAUUUUGCUCUGCAUCAUUUACCUCCGGAGCAUUUAACA